Molecule: messenger RNA, 468 nt
Organism: Protopolystoma xenopodis
Lineage: Eukaryota; Metazoa; Platyhelminthes; Monogenea; Polystomatidea; Polystomatidae
Source: the annotation of a GenBank genome assembly
AUGCUUCUGGUCGAUGAGACUGGUCUGCUCUCUUCUGAUUGGACUUCCGGCCAGGACAAAGGCGCACUAGAGGCAGGCCAACUUGGCUGCCAAAACCAAUUUUUGGGCCCUGCAGAGCAGUGGGAGCGUGAGACCGGGCGAGCCCGGAGUGUACAGACAGUCGGGCAGUUCGAUCGACACGUGAUCUCGGUCGGUCCACUCGAGCGAGUUGCGCCGACGUGGCAGUGGCCGUCACGGCUGCCAGUGCUCGAGACGGCCCGCCUUUCUGGUGGUCGGUCUGCUCAACUGCCUGCCACGACGGCAGAGCUACUCUCAAUCCGACAGACGGCAGGAGCACAUCUGAAAUAUGUAUCGAUCGUCCAAAUCCGGGACUGGGCAGCCUCGAGGUCUGUCCUACGGCGAAUGCCGCUGCGUGCCCCGCGGGCUACUGUCACCCGUGGCCAGACUCUCCACCUGGGGCUGUUGUGA